AUGGCAGAUACUCUGAACAAUAACGGCACUCGCCCCGAAAGCCCCAAUCAGCCCUUCGUUCAUAACCAGGAAGCUCACUCUGGAACCUCGAGUGAUACUAAUGUAGACGUUGAGAACGUUGACGAGGAGAGAGGCAAGGAUUUCAUUCAGAAACGCUUAACAUUAACGUUUCAAAAUGUUAUCGCACGCGUUACGGCUCCUGAUGAAGCAUUGGGUGAGACUCUUUGGUCCUGGGUUGAUCCUCGUCAAUUGGGUGGUUUGUUCAAGAGAACACAUCGGCCGAAGAGAACUAUCCUACACGAUGUUUCUGGUCAAGUGAACCCUGGCGAAAUGCUUCUGGUGCUUGGUCGACCAGGCUCAGGUUGCACAUCCCUACUUCGUGUGCUUUCUAACGAACGAGAGGCCUUCCAAGAGGUUGAGGGCGAGACGAGAUACGGAAGCAUGAACCAUAUUCAAGCAAGAAAGUUUCGACAGCAGAUCGUUUUCAACACUGAAGAUGACAUCCACUUCCCAACCCUGACCGUCAACGAGACCAUGAAGUUUGCUCUCCAGAACAAAAUGCCUCGAGAGAGACCUGAACAUGUCGGAAAGAAGGGCGAUUUCGUCCAGGACAUGCGGAACAAGAUCCUUGACUCUCUAGGCAUUGGCCACACGCAAAAUACACUCGUCGGCAAUGAGUUCAUCCGUGGUGUAUCUGGCGGAGAGAGGAAGAGAGUAUCCCUAGCUGAAGUGAUGGCCACCCAGAGUCCCUUGCAGUUCUGGGAUCAGCCAACUCGAGGCCUCGAUUCCAAGACGGCUCUGGAGUUUGUGGAGACUUUGCGACGAGAUGUCAAUACAAACGGCAAGUCUGUGGUUUUAACAACCUAUCAAGCCGGAAACGGCAUCUUUGAUGCCUUUGACAAGGUUAUUGUGCUGGCCGAAGGACGUGUCAUCUACUACGGGCUCCGCACCGCCGCCAAGCCGUACUUCGAGGACAUGGGCUUCGUUUGUCCUCGUGGCGCCAACAUUGCCGACUUCCUCACAUCUGUUACCGUCAACACGGAGAGAGAGAUUGCUCACGGAUUUGAAACUCGGGUUCCGAAUACCCCUGAAGAGUUUGAGGUUGUCUACAAGAGAAGUGAAACUUGUCGCUUGAUGAGACAGCUCAUUCAACAACCAGAGAACCUAGGCGAUCAAGUUGAAGAUUUGAAGGUGGCAGUUGAGCGAGAGAAGCGACAGCGGAAAUGGAGACUUGGCAAGAGAGGUGUUUAUACUGCCGGCCUUCGCGAGCAAAUCAUCAACUGCACCCAACGCCAAUGGCAAACCAUGAUGGGCGACCGCAUGUCUCUUGUGAUCAAGGUCGUUUCCGCCAUCAUCCAAGCUCUCGUCUGCGGCAGCUUGUUCUACAAUCUCCCGCUGACGAGCGAGUCCAUCUUUCUCCGGCCCGGUGCUCUCUUCUUCCCCAUCCUCUACUUCUUAUUGGAGACUAUGUCAGAGACGACAGCCUCGUUCAUGGGCCGCCCUAUCCUGGUGCGCCACAAGCGAUUUGGGUUUUACCGACCUACGGCCUGUUGUAUCGCCAACGCCAUCACAGAUAUCCCUAUUGUUAUGCUACAGGUUACGUGCUUCACGUUGAUUCUCUACUUCAUGAGUGGGCUUCAAGUCGACGCGGGCAAGUUCUUCACUUGCUGGAUUGUAGUGAACGCAAGCACUCUCUGUUUCCUCCAGUUGUUCCGUGCGGUCGGAGCCAUGUUCAACCAUUUCGGUCUUGCGAGCUAUAUCUCCGGACUAUUGUCCACGAUACUCUUCGUCUACGCAGGUUAUCUGAUCCCAUUCGGCAAGAUGCAUCCCUGGUUCCGCUGGAUUUUCUAUCUCAACCCAGCUGCCUACGCAUUCGAGUCCUUGAUGACGAACGAAUUCCAGGGCCUCAAGCUCGAGUGUAUCGCUCCACAGUAUAUCCCCUUUGGUGCUGGGUACGACAGUCAGAAUCGGGACUUGAGAGGCUGCACUGUUGCCGGUAGCGAUGGGUCUGACAUGAUUGAUGGUGUCGCAUACGUUCAACAGCAGUACGACUAUGCAGUUGGACAUACCUGGCGUGGAUUCGGUGUCGUGAUUGGCUUUUGGAUUUUCUUCAUCGGUCUUACGGCACUUGGCUUUGAGCUACGGAACAGCCACGGAGGAUCGUCUGUUCUGCUUUACAAGAGAGGGCUACGGACCAAGAAGAGUUCGGACCCCGAAAAGGAAGCCGGUUGGAACACGGAACGGCGUCUGCAAAUGCCUUCUCAAUAUGCGCGACAAUCAACCUUUUCUUGGCAUAACCUGGACUACUUUGUUCAGUAUCAGGGUGCGCAGAAGCAGCUUCUGAAUCAGGUGUUUGGAUUUGUCCAGCCGGGAAACCUUGUUGCUUUGAUGGGCUGCUCUGGUGCAGGGAAGACGACCCUCCUAGAUGUCCUCGCUCAACGCAAAGACGCAGGAGAAAUCCGCGGUUCAAUUCUCAUCGAUGGAAAGCCUCAAGGGAUUUCCUUCCAGAGAAUGACUGGCUAUUGCGAACAAAUGGACGUUCAUGAGGCUACUUCAACAGUUAAGGAAGCUCUCAUCUUCUCAGCUGUCUUGCGGCAACCGAGAGAUAUUCCGCACAAGGAGAAACUUGCGUAUGUUGAACACAUCAUGGAACUGUUGGAGCUCCAGGAUAUCUGUGAUGCCCUUAUUGGAACCCCUGGCGCCGGCCUUAGCAUCGAGCAGCGUAAGCGCGUCACGCUUGGUGUCGAGUUGGUCGCCAAGCCGACUUUACUUUUCCUUGAUGAGCCUACGUCAGGCUUGGACGGCCAGUCUGCUUUCAAUAUCGUUCGUUUCAUGCGACGUCUUGUCGACGGCGGCCAAGCUGUCUUGUGUACGAUUCAUCAACCUUCCGCAGUACUCUUCGAUGCGUUUGACUCUCUAUUGCUCUUGGCCAAGGGUGGGCGCAUGGCGUACUUUGGCGAAACUGGACAAUAUUCCAAGACACUUCUCAGCUACUUUGCCAGGAAUGGUGCCCCUUGCCCAGAAGGUGCGAAUCCAGCCGAACACAUCGUUGAGGUUAUCCAGGGUAAGGGCGAAGUCGACGUUGACUGGGUCGAUGUAUGGAACCGAUCUAUCGAGCGCGAGAAAGCUUUGGAGAAGCUUGAGAAGUUGAACCAAGAAGCUCUGUCACGGACUCAAGGCGAACUGGAGGACACCGCCAGCUUCGCCACAUCUAAAUGGUUCCAGUGGAAGACUGUCCUCAACAGACAGAUGAUUCAGCUCUGGCGAUCUCCGGACUACGUGUGGAACAAGAUCAACUUGCACAUUUUUGCUGCUCUCUUCAGCGGAUUUACUUUCUGGAUGAUUGGAGAUGGCACGUUCGACCUUCAGCUGAGACUCUUCGCCAUAUUCAACUUCAUUUUUGUGGCUCCAGGCUGUAUCAACCAGAUGCAGCCGUAUUUCUUGCACAAUCGAGAUCUGUUUGAGACUCGAGAAAAGAAGUCGAAAACGUAUCACUGGGUUGCUUGUAUCGGAUCGCAGACUUUUGCUGAGAUUCCAUAUUUGAUCAUUUGCGCGACUCUUUACUUUGCCUGUUGGUACUUUACUGCCGGUUUCCCAGUCGAGGCGAGAUUCUCGGGACAUGUUUAUCUCCAGAUGAUCUUCUAUGAGUUCUUGUAUACCUCCAUUGGGCAGGCCAUUGCUGCAUACGCACCAAACGAGUACUUUGCCGCGAUUAUGAACCCGCUGCUUAUCGGAGCUGGAAUGAUCUCGUUCUGCGGUGUCGUAGUCCCGUACGGCCCGAUGCAAGCCUUCUGGAAGUACUGGCUUUACUAUCUUGACCCAUUCCACUAUCUCUUUGGUGGCCUGAUGGGCCCUAUUAUCUGGGACGUAGAAGUCAACUGUCGUCCCGAGGAGUUUACUUCCUUCCAAGCUCCAGACGGCCAGACCUGCGGAGAGUACAUGGCUGACUUCCUAAGUUCGAAUGCCGGUUACGUGGCGAAUCCCAAUGCCACUGGGACUUGCGACUACUGUGCCUAUUCAACAGGAGCAGACUAUGCAAAGACCUUCAAUCUUCGAGAAGAAUUCUAUGGCUGGAGAGAUACUGGCAUCACUGCGCUCUUCUGCAUCUCCUCCUACGCUCUUGUGUUUUUGAUGAUGAAAUUGAGGAGCAAGAAGACAAAGAGUGCCCGAUCUGACUAA
Fusarium oxysporum Fo47 is the source of this 4179-nucleotide messenger RNA. RefSeq names its product ABC-2 type transporter-domain-containing protein. Gene Ontology annotation, molecular function: ATP binding; ATP hydrolysis activity; ABC-type transporter activity. Gene Ontology annotation, cellular component: membrane. Gene Ontology annotation, biological process: transmembrane transport. Bases 1 to 4179 code for a protein of 1392 amino acids. The transcript has 14 exons. The record is from RefSeq and is a predicted model, not a curated record. Lineage: Eukaryota; Fungi; Ascomycota; Sordariomycetes; Hypocreales; Nectriaceae.